AUGCGUUUCCUUGCAGCUCUCACGGCCUUGGUCUCACUCGUUGCUGUCAGCAGCAGCGCGGACGAGGCUCUGCGCAUCCCCGAUCAUGCCAGCAACGAGGCAUACUGGCAGCGGAUCGGCGACGAGACCAAGAGGCCCGUCUGCUUCGUGCUUCCCGACCUCGCCGGUGGCGACGACGCCCCUGCUAUCAUGCGCGCCCUCAACUACGACUGCCGCAAGCGCAGCGUCGUCGUGUUCCCCGGCCCCGUCUACCACAUCGAGAGCAACAUGACCACCGUCGACAUGGACGACGUCGAGAUCCACCACUACGGCCGCUUCCUCUGGAGCCCCGACGUCGACUACUGGCGGUCCGUCUCCAUGCCCGUCGGCUUCCAGAACCAGACGACCGUCUGGUACUUUGGCGGCGACCGCGUCUCCCUCGACGGACACGGCCUCGGCACGCUCGACGGCAACGGCCAGGUCUGGUACGACUGGGCUCGCGGCCUCGGCAACCUCCCGCGCCGGCCCAUGAUGGUCAACUUCCGCCGGCUGACCAACUCGCGCGUCGCCGGCAUGCGCUUCGUCCAGAGCCAGAUGUGGACCAUGGCCGUCACCCACUCCCAGCACGUCGAGUUUGCCGACAUCUACGUCAACAACACCUCGACCAGCCGCUGGAGCACGCUCAACACGGACGGCAUCGACACCAUCUGGUCAGACGACAUCACGCUGCGACGGUGGCGCAUCAAGAGCGGCGACGAUGCGGUGGCGCUCAAGGGCAACUCUACCAACGUCCGCGUGCUCGACACGGAGAUUUACGGCGGCCAGGGCCUCGCCAUCGGCUCGGUCGGGCAGUACAAGGACCGCCACGAGCACGUCACCAGCUUCCUCGCCAGGAACGUCACCCUCUUCGACACCACGUACGCGAUCUACCUCAAGACCUGGGGCGGCAACUCCAAGGGCUUCCCGCCCAAUGGCGGCGGCGGCGGCCUCGGCUUCAUGUCCGGCAUCGUCCUCGAGGACGUCAAGCUGCGCGGCGUCCGCAAGUAUCCGCUCUUCGCCUGGCAGUGCGAAAACUACGAGGGCGGACUGGGCCGCGACUGCCAGAGCUCAAAGUUUUCGAUGCGAGACUUUACGGCCCGGGGCAUCAGCGGCUGGGCCAAGGACAGCGUGGACCACGUGGGCUGGUUCCAGUGCAGCGUCGCCGCAGGAGGGUGCAGUAACUUUACCGUGUCCGACGUUCAUAUGACCCGGGGCUCAGGCGGUGACGAGCUGACGUCGUGGCACUGCGAAAACAUGCACGAGCAUGCUGGCUUCCAGUGCAGUCAGUGA
Molecule: messenger RNA, 1308 nt
Organism: Cordyceps fumosorosea ARSEF 2679
Lineage: Eukaryota; Fungi; Ascomycota; Sordariomycetes; Hypocreales; Cordycipitaceae
Product: exo-polygalacturonase
Exons: 1
Coding region: 1-1308 (435 amino acids)
Biological process (GO): carbohydrate metabolic process
Molecular function (GO): polygalacturonase activity
Source: RefSeq, a predicted model, not a curated record